AGUCUGGGGGGUGGGAGAGAGAGGUGGGAUUGUGAUGUGUGACGGCGGCAGUGACGACACUUCCAGGUUGUGAGGCAAGGAGGGGGGUCCUCCGCAGUAGGCGCUGGGGGGCGCGAGGAAAAGAGAGAGAGGGGGAGAGAGGGCUCCCGAAGCGGAAAUAGCCGGCUUGCCUGAAGAAGUGUGAGGCGAAGGAAGGCCGGGCUUGUUUUGAGGGCUUCUUGACAGGGCUGUGUCUAUUAUUACUACAUGACACUGAGGCGUUCUUGAGGGGAACCGUAGGUGGAAUGCCUCCUUAACGGCAGCGCUGAAGAGGCUGCUUGGCAGGUGCGCGCAUAAGAGCCUGCUUGAGAGGCGCGCGCACCAAGCCCACAGAGUGCCGAAUAGUUUCUGAGGGGAGCCUUUUAUGUCCUCAGAUCUACUUGGGAGGCGCGCGCACCAAGCCCACAGAGGGUCCCGAAUAGUUUCUGAGGGGAGCCCCUUUUUGCCCUCGUGACGCCAGGGGCAGCAUCCCGUUAGCCUGUUUUUUCCUUGGGGCGUCCCGUCAGGAAGGAAGGAAGGAACCUCGGUUUCUCACAAGUGAGGGACCAUUGGCGACUUUCCCCCCGCCUCCUUUAGCGCGUCAUCAGGCCCCGCCAGUGACACUCGCCAGGGCUUGGAGGAGGAGGAGGAGGAGGAGGAGGAGGAAGAGAGGCUCCUGGCAACGCUGCCUCCUCCUCCUUCUCUCCCAGUCAGUUGACUUUCAGCCCGUCCUCUGCCAGGACUUGCCACCGGCCCAGCAGCUGCCUGCAGUGCCUCCUUCCUCCCUCUCGGCUUCCUGCCUCCCCUCGCUGGGCGCCGAGGCUCCAUGUAUUGCCCGCUGCCUCUCCCUCCUCCUCCUCUCCGCUGCUGUUGAAGCCGCUUCCCUAUGGAGUCUCCCCCGCACAACAGCGGCGGCGGCGGGCACUUGCUGGGCAGCUUCAACAGCAGCGGCGCCGAGGCCUCUGUGGUGCCUUCCUCCCCCCCUCCGCCGCUGCCCGGCUUCGGCACGCCUUGGUCGGUGCAGACGUCCUCGCCGCCGCCGCCUCCUCCGCAACCAGCGCCCAACGCCGCCAUGGCCCCGCCGCCGAGCCCGGAGCCGCCGGAGAACGGAAGUGGUGGCAAUAGCAGCAGUAGCUUCUACGCUGCCGGAGGGAUGCCGUCGUCCAUCAACCCGGCGUUCUUCCAGAGCUUCUCGCCGGUGUCGACUCACGCUGGCUCCAUGGGGCCCUUCGGCAGCCCCUUCUCUACGGCUCCGCCGCCGCAGAUUAAUGUACCUCAACAGCAGCAACAGCAACCAGCGCGGCGCUCCCCGGUGAGCCCGCAGCUCCAGCAGCAGCACCAUCAUCAGCACCAGGCGGCGGUGGCAGCGGCGGCUUUCCUCCAGCAGCGGAACUCCUACAACCACCACCAGCCUCUUCUGAAACCAUCACCCUGGAGCAACCAUCAAAGUAGUGGAUGGAGCACAGGAAAUAUGUCCUGGGGAAGCAUGCAUGGUAGAGACCAUCGUAGAACUGGAAAUGUGGGAAUUCCGGGAACUGUGAACCAGAUCUCUCCCUUAAAGAAGCCAUUUUCCGGUAACGUCAUAGCUCCCCCUAAAUUUACUCGUUCUACUCCAUCACUGACUCCAAAAUCUUGGAUUGAAGAUAAUGUUUUCCGAACAGACAACAACAGUAAUACACUCUUACCCUUACAGGUAAGAAUGGAUCGAAACAGAAUGUAUGAUAGUCUUAAUAUGCAUUCAUUGGAAAAUUCCCUCAUUGACAUAAUGAGAGCUGAGCAUGAUCCUCUUAAAGGUAUGUUACUACACUGGUUAAUUAUCAGUCUGUGGCAAAGCCCACUCUGCAUUGUUGUUGUCUUACUAACAUGAACAUACACCGUAUAUGAAAUGGUGUAUGUUUCACAUGCAUAAAGUUAGAUAGGACCCAUUCAUAUAUCAUUGGCAGACAUAAUGAUCUUAAUGAACUCUUCCACCAUUUUUUCUGUAAGGAAAGAUACAAAGUGAAUUUUGGACUUGAGUGUCUGUUUCCCUCCCUGUUCUCAUCACCAAAAAAUUUCAUCCUAAAAAAUUAAGUUGUUAAAUGGUUAAUUCAUUUAACUGGCUGGCUUUGGCCUACAAAACCUUAAAUGGCUCUGGUCCAACUUACCUCUCAGAAUGUGUCUCCCCCCCUACGGACCAUACCGCAAAUUAAGAUCAUCGAGUGAGACCCUGCUCUCUGUCCCGCUGCUGUCACAGGUGCAGUUGGCGGGGACGAGAGACAGGUUUUUUUCGGUGGUGGCUCCGCAGCUGUGGAACUCCUUGCCAAGGAAGAUUAGGGAAACCCCCUCACUCAUGUCUUUUAGGAAGUAGCUGAAGACCUGGAUGGACCAAGCUUUUGGCCCAUCUUAGGAUAUGGGUUGAUAUGACCUGAUGGAUUCUGUGGAUUAAUAUGAAGUCAAACACGGAUUGGCUCUGACUGGCUCAAUUCUACCCUCCCCUAUUCUCACCAGCACUACUAUCUUUAAAAUACACACAGCCCAGGGUGAAGCAUUUUCCCGGUCAGGUUAUCAGGGAGACAGGAUGAUUUGUUUUAUUGUAACUAUAUAUGUUUCAAUCUGUUUUAUAAUUCAAAAUGCUAUAUUUGUGUAUCUGUAUGUACAACAUAGCAUUACACUUUGUCAUAAUCUGUAAGCCACUUGAGUCCCCUUAGGGGUGAGAAGAGUGGGGUAUAAGUAUAGCUCAUAAAUAAAUAAAUAAAUUCAGAUGUGCUUUCUUUCAACAAUAAUUGAGACUAAGUGAUCAGUUAGCUUGUUCAGAAAUAGCAAACUAGUAAUUCUUCAAUAAAACUUGUGGGCAAUUCAUCACAAUUCAAUUCAUCACAACUUAUGGGUGCAGCAGUAAUUUCUUUUCCAAAGAGUGGUCUUUUGUCCUCUUUUUAAUGGGCUCCAUUAAUGAAUAUUUGUCAUAUAGGAUACCAGUGUAUCUCAAAUAUAAGUAGGUGUGCAUUUUACAAUUACACUGUUCCCCCACUACUUUGUGGUUCACUUUUUGCGGAUUGGCUGUUUUGUGAUUUUUCAAUAAACUAAAAGAAUGUUAUAAAUCAUAAAAAAUUACAAUUUACAGCCUUAGGAAGGGAAGAAGGAGAAGCCGAAGGGAGAGAAAAGGAGCCCAAGCGGCAACAGGAGGAGAAGGAAACGAUUUAUCAACCCACAAUUGGUUGAUAAAGACUUAAAAUAUUGUAUAAUUACUAAAAUAAUGUAUAAAUAUUAAAAUAAAUAUAGUGUUCCUACUUUGCAGGUUUUCACUUAUUGCGGGUGGUCCUGGAACGUAACCUGGAAUGUAACGAUAAGUGAAGGAACACUGUAUAGUGGACUUUCAUGCUGCUUAUUUCUUUUCCUUGAAGUACUAGUAUGUAUACAGUACUUUGUAACAUUUAGAGCAUUUUGGUUGCAUGAUUACAGUAAUCUUUACAACAAACUAAUCUGGUCAAACAGUGUUAGUUUCUUCAUAAUGAACCUGAGCAAAUUUGAAGUACAGUGAAGGAACACUGUACUUAUAUUGGAGAGACACUGGUAUUCUAUAUGACAAAUAUGAAUGCAUUCAUUAAUGGAGCUGUGCAUUAAACAUAACUGGAACAAGUUGCGAACAUCUUCAAAUUUCCCAGAAAUUUUCUACUGCAUAGAGGCUGAAGAUUUCUCUGUUUUAUGGAUAUUGGAGACACAAUUUAUUUACUGUUAAUGUGGUGUUUACAAGAAGCUCUAAAGUUCUUCAGAUGGCAAUAUGUAAUACUGGGUUUGAUGGUACCUGUUUCCACAUUUAGAUGUUAGGCCACAUCUACACUGACCAUUUAGCGGAGUUUGAAGUGAGCCUCAACCUGUGACAGCCAGACAACGAGCUCCCAUUAAAACACACAAAAGAUUGUCCUUAAUGUCAGCAGUGUUUUGUGGUUUGUAUAAUCACCCUUGAGCCUCAAACUAGUUCCAGGAUUUUCUGUGUAAUCAUCUGCACAGCAAAACCAGUUUUUUCUGAAACUGCAUGAAAUUGUCAUUGUAGAUGGGUCCUGUGUGUCUCAUUCAGCUCAGGAAAAUAUAUUUUUGAGUAAACAUACAUAGGAUUGUUCUGCUACUCUGUUUUGAAGUAUAGUUUGAAAAUCAGGCUUCUAAAGAAUAAUUUGGAUUACACAUAUGAUUAAUUACAUUAACUUAGAAGGAUAUUUAUUAAUCAAUGAGUUAAGCAAUAAUAGUCCAUGUAUCUGUGCCUUAUGGCUUAUUGGGACCCUUAUGAAUUUCACAGAGCUUUCUUAGGCAAGGUAAUUAGUGGUGCUAAUGAGUUUGCAUCUUAAAAACUAGCCAUUUAAAAUGUGCUGUUAAAACCUGGCAAGGAUAGCAUCUAUUUUAUAUAAAAAGUGCUUCAUAGUCUUGCUAUUAUUUUGCCAGAUUUAAAAAAAUUGCUCAGUAGAAUGACAGUGCUAUGAAAUAAAAGAUUGCUGUCUUACCAGUUUAUAUCUGUUAACAAUCGUGAUAAAAAUAUUAUAGCUUUAAACCUUUGUUAUUGAAUCACUUUGAGAAAGAUAGCAUAUGUGAGGUAAUACCAACACCAUGACUGAACAUUAUACAGUAGUUUGAGUAAUAUCACAAUAGAUGUCUUAGAAAGUUAAAAAGUGUCUGGGAGUAAACAUUGUUUGAAACAUUGGUCUUCCUCUUCAUGGUGUCUGUGAAAUGAGCACAAGUGGUAGUAAUUGUGCCUGAGCAUUACUCUCGGAACCUUUAACAGCUGUUAGAGGUACUUUGGCUGCAGCCCCGCCUUCCUCCCAGGAAGCAUAAAUUGCAGAGGUGGGGCGGUGGCCUUAGUUCCUUUUUUUCCACUGCCUCACAGCAGCUCUCUAGGAACCUCUCGGUUAGAUUAUUAAUUCUUGACAUUGGACAGUUUAUUUGACUAUUCUACUAAUUCUAUAAUGUACUUUGGCUUGACUCAGACUUCUCUACAAUAUUCUACCUUCUGGCUUCCUGACUUCGGAAUUUAUAUGGCUACUUCUAUUUUAAAGAACUGUGUGGCCUGUGGCUGUAAGCUGCCUGAGGCAGACGGCCAUGAUAAAUGUCUUGUAUGUUUGGGGGGAGGGGGGCUCAUGGAGCAAAUAAUUGUUUGGUCCUUAUACCGCAAGCUUGUAAAAGCAGGGAGAAAGCACUAAAAGCUCUUCUCUUGGAGAGAGCUCUCUUCCCGGCCCCAUCUACAAGCGGCUCCCGAACGCUGCGGCAGGGCAAGCCAGCUGAAUGCCAGCAACUUACUUCCUCGCUGGCAGCCUCGCUGGCUCCAAAAAGGGCACGUUCCACUCCUCCUGCUCUCCCUACUCCCUAGAAGAGCUCUGGUGCUGCAACUAAGAGCUGCAAGGGGAAGAAGAAGCAUGCAGCAUCUGAGGCACACAGCAUGGCCAUACCCACAGUACUGACGUCACCAGAAGGGAUAUGGCCGCUGGCUCUGCCCACGAUGUCGGGGCAGGAGCAUGGAGGCAAGGCACGCAUUAUGCCGCCGACGCAGGCCUCGCCAGCUCCGGUCAUGGGUGUGGCCCUGCUCCCCGAGGUGGAGACAGCCCACCCGCUGGGAGAAGAGCUUCUGCCGCCCACUCUCCCUGCAGGGAUGGGAGAAAGCUGCGGGGUGAGGAAAAAAGCGGCUGAGCCCACUGCUGGGCAGCCUGCUUCUGGAGGGGCCAGUGUAAGGAGUACUAUGUCUCCGUUUCUCACUGCCUCCCAACCUAUGGAUCCUCCUCAUGAGGAAAGGGUAUUGUUUUCUCCGCAGCCAAGUGCUGCCUCUUUUCUUUCACAUACUCCAUUAAGCCAUAGCCAUAGCCAAGACUUUUUCUCAUCGCCUCCACAGAGGCAAACACUGAGCACUGUCCCUACGGAGUGGAGUAGAUCAUUUACUCCCCGGGCAGAUUAUGUUCAUUGCUCUCCAGAAGGAAGCGCUUAUUUUUUCAGGUCCAUAUUGGUCCAAGACCAACAGAUGUCUCAACCAAUCUCAGUCCCAAUACAAGCAAAUCCUGCUGCACAAUCUGCGCAUCAAGGCCUCAGUACUGCUAUUGUUCCGGCUUUAGGAGCGGAUAUCCCAUCUCAUUCUGCAUCAGAAUUUGAUUCUGAUGAAGGAAAGGAGGAUGUGCUAGCAGUGGAACUCUCAGUGGAGCCAGAGACAUCAAGUUUUAUAACCCUGAUGUCAUGCCUGCCUAGGGCACUGGAAUUGCCUGUGACAGGCAAAUCAGCCCCUGGCAUUCCAUCUUUUCCCAGCAGAAGAGCAGUGUCCAGCAGCUCAAUCACCUACAGCUUUGCCUGCAGUACUGUAUUUAUUGCAGCUUGCGACUACACAAGACAUUGCCCCAUCACUGAUAGGGGCAGUUCCACGAAGGAGCGAUGCCUUGUAUAAAAUAGACCUAACUUCUGCUUAAUGGGUCGCAAAGCCACCUAGAUCUAAUUCCGUAGUCACCAAGGUAAUGCAGAACAAACUUUCAGUGAAGACCCAUUUAACGCCCUGGAAUAAAGAGGGCAGGAAGUUGGAGGCAGUAGGCAAGAAAGUACACUUAGGGGCAGGAUUGUCAACACGUUUUGCACAUUAUGGCGCCUACCAGGACUAUCUAUGGCAGAAGAUAGUCCCCUACUUGGAGACUUUGCCACAAGACAAACGUGCUCUUCCUAAAGUUAUCCAUCAAGAGGGUCUGGCAUUAGCCAAGCCACAGAAGGAAAUGGCAAAAGACACAGCAGAGGGAGCAAGCAGAAUGUUUGCAGCUGCGACUGUUAUACGCAGACAUGCUUGGCUGUGGGCCUCCACACUAUCUGAAGAAGGCAAGCUUCUAGCAGAGGACCUGCCGGUCAAUGACAAGCGUCUCUGAUCCAGAGACAGAUGCAAAACUUAAGGAGGCCCAGGAGGUUCGUCAAGCGGCGGACAAAUAUGGCUUUUCUCCAUCUCGCUAUCGGGGCAAAUCAUAUUCAACUGCUUCUUAUACUAGGAAACAGUAUGACACCACUAGCAAGCCCCUCCCACAAACCACUCAGACAACUUACACUCGGCCAGCGGCACCAUCUAGGCCCCGCUCGCAGGGUAAGGGGAAAUAUCAACCAAAGGGGAAGCAGCGCUUUUAGCACAGCUUGCCCCCAUUGCAUGAUUCCUAUAGCACGGCACACAGGUGAUUACGUCCCUUCUUUUGCUCCAUUGUGUUCCCUUCCUGGGAUACAACGUGGAGAUCACAGAACACUUCCUGUUAAAUUUGGAAUCCGACUGGCAGAAUUCGCUUCAGUUUGGAAAUCAAUAACUACAGACAAGUGGGUCCUAGAAAUUAUAAGUUCUGGUUACUCAUUUGAAUUUUUUCAUGAGCCGGGGACAGGCUCUGUGAAGACCACCCCGUCCAAAAAGGUCUUGCAGGGCGAGAUAACUACUUUGUUGGAGAUUGGCAAUUGUUCAUCUCCACCCAUCCUUCUACUCUCAUGCUUUCUUUUCGAAAUACUUUUUAGUUCCAAAAAAAAGAUGGUGGUCAGAAGCCUGUAUUAUACCUCAGAGGCCUUAAUUACUUUAUCCAUUCUCGUAAAUUUAGAAUGGUGACACUUGCAGCCAUUCUUCCACUUCUGCCAGAUGGGGCAUGGCUUGCGUCAAUAGACCUGAAGAACGCAUACUUCCACAUUGCAAUAGGCCCUCACCAUCACAAACACUUGGCAUUCAAGAUGGCACAACAGGCUUUUUGUUUUAGGGUGCUUCCAUUUGGGAUUUCUAUCGCACCAAGGGUUUUUACUAAAUGUAUGACCGUGGUGGCGGCGCACCUCCGCCUUCAGGGCAUCACCGUCUAUCCCUACAUAGACUAUUGGCUACUGGUUGCUUGCUCCAAAGAGUCUUUGUUACGGGAUCUAGACUACACACUAUCUGUUGUAGUUGAGCCAGCAAGUAAUGUUGCAAGCAGUAUUAUGAGUACCAGUAGGGAGGAAAGGGUUAAUCGCGAGCAGGUGUCAGAUGAAGAACAGCAAAGGAAAAGGAUCCGGGAUAUACUUAUGACACCUACUGAUGAAGACACAUUUGAAGGGUUUUCAAGCGGCGGGGAGUCGAUGAGCGAGGAAGGAGAUGUGGUGGAUGGGAACAGUCAUGGGUAAACCUAGGUCUUGACAGGAGAUGGAGGAACUGGAGAGAUGGGAACAGGUUCAUGUGUGAAGGCAAGGACAGCUGUAAGAGAUGAUGACAUCGGAUAAUGAUGUGUAAGUUAAAAGUAGGCUCUGAAAUGGGGGAAUCUUUGCAGAAGGCAAAGUGUCAGUAUCGUGUGGAUUUGUCACUGCCUGUUUUCCUGUUGGGUUUUGGGUUCGGGUUCUACAGCCUGGUGUUCAUGGUUCCUGUGAAUCUUCAAUUUGGACUGGCUUAUUGUGAGUGUGGCUCUCUCCCUUCCUGGACUCUUGGACUGAUAUGACUACGGCUCUGUUUGUCCACCUUGGAAACGACGUUUGGAUUGGCUCAUUGUGAGUGUGGCUUUCUCCCUUCCUGGGCUCUUGGACUGAUUUGACUACGGCUCUGUUUGACCACGUUGGAAACGACGUUUGUUUGGACUUCUUCUAUGGCGACUCUGGGACUUUGGCUGGCUUUGACAACUCCUCUUGCAUUUAACUCUUUUGGUGCAGUGCUUUCUGUUGGAACUCUUUCGUUACAGCGCUGUUGCUUGCUGUUACUUUGACUGUGUUUUAAUCCGGGUUUUCUUUCUGUUUAAUCUGGGUUAUUUUCCGUUUGCCCUUUGGAGCCCAGUUUGGGCAAAUUCUUUGAGUUUUGGCCAGAGACACUGUAGUUAAGUGUCUCUGAGCAUAUUUUGUUUUGCAAUAAAUCUUUUGUUGGACUAAAUGGUGUGUGUGGUUCUUUAAGGCCUCUGUGUCUUGACACUAUCCCUUCUCAAUGAUCUCGGGUUGGUAGUCAAUCAAAAGAAAUCACAUCUUGUUCCUGUGCAGAGAACACGAUUCAUCGGAGCGGAGCUGGAUUCCAUCACCAGUAUGGCAUAUCUGCUGGAAGAUCGCUUCCGAUCCCUAUGGACAGCGUUGCUCUGUCUCGUGCACAAUGUGGCGCCAAAGGCCAAAAAUGUACAGUCAGCCCUGGGACACAUGGCUUCGACAACAUCUGUGACAUAUGCACAUCUGAGAAUGAGGCCUCUACAAGCCUGGUUUCUCAAAGUGUUCGAUCCUAUGCUCCACAGUUCAUAUAUUUAUUUACAGUAUUUAUAUUCCGCCCUUCUCACUCCGAAGGGGACUCAGGGCGGAUCACAUUACACAUAUAAGGCAAACAUUCAAUGCCAUAUAACAUAGAACAGAGACAGAAGACAAACGCAGGCUCCGAGCUGGCCUCGAACUCAUGACCUCUUGGUCAGAGUGAUUUGACCAAGAGUGAACAGCCUGCGCCACAGCCCGGGCACAUGUUCGUCUGUCUCUUCUGUCACAUAUCCGCCAAUCACUCCAGUGGUGGUUGUCUUGGACAAAUGUAUGUAAGGGCAUUCCAUUCAGGCAUUGCGAACCAACAGUGACGGUUACGAAGGAUGCCUCUUUGGAAGGAUAGGGCGCCUAUUCUUGCUCCCUAGUGGUCAGUGGCAAGUGGAUGUCUCAAGAGGCUCAAAGCCACAUCAACUUGUUGGAAAUUAUGGCAGUGCAAAGAGCCCUCUAAGCCUUCCAGGACAUAUGUUGUCACAGGGUGGUCCAGUUGAGGACAGACAAUACCACAGUGACAUGGUACGUCAACAAACAAGGAGGCACACACUCCCACUCCCUCCUGAACCUCACCCUGCAGAUAUCUGGGAAUAGUGUUUGCUGAACCAUAUCCAUCUGGUAGCCAUUCAUGUUCCUGGUCAAGAGAACAAGAUAGCAGAUCAUCUCAGCAGCGGAGGCAGUACCACCCACGAAUGGUAUCUGCCACCAACAGAAGCAACAUCUCUUUUCCAGAGGUGGGGCAAUCCCCAAAUAGAUCUAUUUGCAACAGCAGAGAACACAAAAUGCAAAUUUUUCUGUGCGAGACAGGAACCCAACCAGCAGAUGGGGUGUCUCGGGGAUGCAUUCCUUUUCAGAUGAACAGGCCCCCUGCUAUAUACAUUCCCACCGAUUCCUCUCAUAACCAAGGUAGUGUCAAAGCUCUACCGUGACCAGGCAGAUUGCAUAAUUUUGACUCCAUGGUGGCAAAGGCAGCCUUGAUUCUCACUCCUUCACACAAUGGCAUGGGGUCAACACUAUCCCCUCCCACACCGCCCGGACCUUCUUACUGCUCACCAAGGCUGCCUGCGCCAUCCGGACAUCAAGCAGCUCAAUCUCACAGCUUGGCGGAUCUGGCCCAACCACUUUCACAAGCAGUGAAAGACAUACUGUGCGCAUCAACAAAACGAUCAUAUUCCUACAAAUGGAACAAGUUUGCCAAAUUUGCAUGGCAGCAGAAUGUGGAUCCAGUCACUGUUCCCACAUCAGUUAUUUUGGAAUUUCUUGUUUCCUUGACUUCAGUUAUCCUCCAUCGUUAUCUUGCAGCGAUAUCUGCUUGUCGUAAAGAUGAGGGAUACUUCUCCUGUUUCCAAGAUCCCCUAAUCCAACACUUUCUGCGAGGAUGCAGGAAUACUCGACUUCCUGUUACUCCGCCUGUCCCAGCAUGGGACCUCCGGUUGAUGUUAUCAGCCCUUCAGAAGCCACCUUUUGAGCCUAUGGCAAAGGUGGCUAUUUCAUAUGUGUCUUGGAAAACAGCAUUUUUGUUGGCCAUUACGAUGGCCAGAAGGGCAAUUGAGCUCUGUGCACUACGGGCAGAUGCUCCUUAUAUGCGCUUCCACUCUGACAAGGUGGUAAUGCGUACAGAUAUUCCUUUCUCCCAAAAGUAGCCUCAACUUUUCAUUUGGUUGAAGAUAUUGUUAUACUUUCUUUUUUUCAAGAUCCACUUACUCCGGUGGAACGGGCUCUGCAUCUUCUGGAUGUUAGAAGAGCAUUAGCAUUUUAUGUUGAAAGAACAAAAGAUUUUAGAGCAUCGCCUAAACUUUUUGUCAAGUAUCGGACAGACACUAAAGUUCUCCCGGUAUCUUCACAAAGAUUGUCACGAUGGAUCACAGCAACUGGCAUAUCAACUGGCACAUCAACAGCCUCCAUUCGGCCUAAAGGGACAUUCUACCAGGGCAGUAGCAACUUCCACGGCAUACAGCUGAGGAAUACCACUACAUGAAGUUUGUAGAGCAGCCACAUGGGCCACCACUCUGACAUUUGUGACCCAUUAUAAGGUGGAUCUGCUCUCAAAGAAUCAAGCAGCGUUUGGCAGAGCAGUUUUGGGAUCAGCACUGUCAUGACGCCCACCAACCAUGGUGAGUAGCUUGCUCAUGUGCUCAUUUCACAGACAUCAUGAGGAAGAAAGAUUGGUUGCUUACCUGUAACCAUGUUUCUUCGAAUGGUGAUCUGUGAAAUUAGCACAUCCCUGUCCUUCCUCCCCUCUAAUCGUCAUGCCUUCUUUCUCAAGCCACUGUCGGCGGCGGGGAACUAAGGCCACAGCCCCACCUCUGCAAUAUAUGCUUCCUGGGAGGAAGGCGGAGCUGCAGCCAAAGUACCUCUAACAGCUGUUAAAGGUUCCGAGAGUAAUGCUCAGGCGCAAUUAUCACCAUAUAUGCUAAUUUCACAGAUCACCAUUCGAAGAAACAUGGUUAUAGUUAAGCAACCAAUCUUUAUCCAUUAAAUCUUUAAUGACGCAUUGAGCUUUUCAAUUACUAGAAAUAUGUGCAUAAAUUUUCCUUCGUUUCCUUCAUGCUGUCGUUUCGUGUUUACUGAUUGUUUAUACGAAACAACAGACAACAGUUUUGUACAAAACAAUAGGCGACACGAUAAGGAAAGCCGCACAGUCAUCAUGCUGGCUUUCGUUUCCUGCCACAUGGCCUCCAUGGCUGCAAUUCAAUUCCUCAUAUGUCAGAAGGAGGCUAGGAGGUGAUCCUUGGCCAAUCAGAGGCCAAGGAAUCACUGAAGUGGGCUGGGCAGGGAGGGCAGGGAGUUUAUAUAAGGGAAAGACAACACCCAAAAAGCAUCAUUUGCUGCCGCUGCUGGGCUGUGGGCUGGUUGGGUUUUGCGCUGUGCUGUCUCCGCUUGGGCUGGGUGCUUGGAUUACUUGGCUGGCGGGCAGCUUGCCUUCUUGCCUCUUGUGAGGACACUAAGUUGGGACUACUGGGGGAGUUGGGGUUUUUUUGAGGGGGGGGGGGGUUAGAUUGGCUGGUGGGCAGCUGCUGCUUGCCUCAAUUUAAAAAAGUUUUCCUUUUUCAUAGGGUUCUUUUUUUUCAUCCUUUCUCUUCUCCAUUUGUUUGCCUGCCUGGCUGCCUCAGUUCUCCCUCCAUUCCCUUGGGUGUUUUAUUUUUAUUUAACAUUUUUGAAAGCACAUACUUUUUUUGAGGUUUCAUUGUAAUUCCCCUCACCCCACCCCCACCCCCAAGUGCACUCCUCUCUAUUUCGCCUUGCUGGGGAUUGGGGAACAAACAGUUCUGGCUGCAGAGAGAGCUACCUUAUUUUAAAAAUACUUUAAUAACAAUAUCAAGUGGGUUUGGCUGGGGAACGUGUGUGUGUGUAGUUCAAAACCCCUUUCUUCCUCUCUCCCCCGAUUGGUUAUUUAUUAUUAUUUGUUUAAAAAUAAAUAAAUACAUUCAAAAUGAAAUAACCUGCUUGGGAUACCUCCUUCUAUCCAUUUGGCUCUAGUCUUUUAUUCUGCCUUAGUCCUCCGUCCCUCUCCUUGGCAACAAUAAGGAUAGGAAGGAUACUGUGACUUGUUACAUUAUUACUUUUUUAUAUUUUUGAAAGCAAAUAUACAUUUCUUCUGGUGUUCAGUUUACUUCGUAAUGCCCUUCCGCAACUGUUGAGUGCACUGCAGUGCUUUGCCUUGAGUCUGGCUUCUGGCUGAGUUUACCUUAUUUUAAAAACUGUAUACUUUAAUAAUAAUAAUUAAAAAAUAAACAAUAUCAGGAAAGGGGCUGUGAUUUUUCAAGUGGGUUUGCCUGGUGAAUGUGUGUGUGUGUGUGUAGUUUAAAAACCCCUUCUUCCUCUCUCCCCCACCCUCCUCCCUUAUUUGUUUAAAAAUAAAUAAAUUCAAAAGGAAAUAACUUCUGAUUUGGCUCUCUUUGCCUUGGUCCUCCCUCUCUCCCUCUCCUUGGCAACAAUAAGGAUAGGAAGGAUACUGUUAUUAUAUUACUUCAGUAUUUUUUUGAAAGCAGAGUGGUUUUGGCUGGGGAGGGCGUGCUUGCUUGGCCCUUGGGAAAACUGCCUUUCCCUUCCUUUCCAAGCUUUAGAGUUGGCAGUUUCCUCAUCACCACUCAGCCCUACAGAGCUACCUCAAUCUUUCCUUCCUUUAUCGCUGCUCAGUGCACACGCUGCACUCGCCAUAGCUUACAGGCCCCCGUCCUCUGAGUUAUGGGUUGGUGUUUUUUCCCCUCACGUGUAGAGUGCACAGUGCACACUGCUUAGUGCACACUGCAUACGUGUUACGUGUGAUGUAGUGCAUGUCCUCCUGGAGGGGCGGGGUGGUGGAGGCUGGCCAACAGCAGCUGGCCGAGGAGACACCCCUUCCCGGGCCCUUAGCCGGUAUUGCCAGGGGUCCCCUCCUUCUGCCCCCAACCCCUUUCCUUCUAUGGGGCUAAGAACUGGGCUGUGUGGGGUGGUGUUUGUGUGUCUUCCCCAUUUGGCUGGUUGCAGCUCCCCUGGCCUUCCUUCUGCCGCUGCAGAAGUUAAGAGGGCCAGGCCAGCUGGGAGGAAAAGGGAAUGCUUUAGGGAAUUUUAUUUCUAAAAAGGAAAAAAAUGUUAGAAAUCGGGGGAUGAUGCCAACGUUUAAAAAGUUGCUGGGCUAAAAGGGGUCGAUAUGCCCUCAGUGUGUGCCUAUUUUCACCCUUCUAGCCCUAAAUCUGAGUGGGGGCGGGCCCCUGAAGCUCUCCCAUUAGGGCCAAUGGCACAAAGAUUUUCGUGUUUUUUGUUAACGUAUAGCCCUGACGGGCGAUGCAUCACCACAUGCACACUUACACAAUCAUGCAGAUGCUCCAUCCCCAAUCGUAGACCAGGCACAACAGGAACACCCUUGGGAGAGUGAUGGGCUCAAUGGAUUAUCAUUGAUGAAUACACUGGGGAUGUCGAGGAGGACAACAACACUUUACACCUACACGAUUCACUUCAACUGGAACACUCUUCAGGGGACUUACACACUGUCUUGCACAAAAGGGACCCUGUCAAUCCUCAAAGGAAACAGGUCUUGGUAGUAGGUGACUCCCUCCUUAGAGGAAUGGAAGCCAUCAUUUCCAGACCAGAUGGGAUGGCUCGAGAAAUAUGUUGCCUCCCGGGUGCAAAAAUACACCAUAUCACUCAGAGGCUCACCAGGCUCCUAAAGCCCCAUCACCCUCCCCACAUUAUGUUGAUUCAUGUAGGAACUAAUGACACCGCUAGGCAUACUUUUCAAAAGAUCACAAACGAUUUUCGAGCUCUAGGAACAAAGCUAAAACUGUGUAAUGUACAUGUGAUCUUUUCAUCCCUACUCCCCGUUGUAGGACACGGCUCUACAAGGGCCAGAAAAAUAGUACAGGUAAAUAACUGGCUCAGAAAAUGGUGUCAGGAGGAGCGUUUUGGCUUCCUCGACCAUGGCCUACUCUUCCAGGAGGAUGGCCUACUGGCAAGUGAUGGGGUGCAUCACACAAGUAGGAAAACAUCUUUUUGCACACAGACUCACAAACCUCAUCAGGCGCACUUUAAACUAGAUCCACUGGGGGAGAGGAACAACAGCCUGGCGAACACUAUAUUGCCCACGACCACUGGGAACCACCAAAAGGCUAAACGGAGGGCUGCACAAACAGAGCAAGGACCAAGUACAGAGAGCACAAUAAUCCAAAAUAAACAGCUCGAGGGGAGGUCACAGGGGCUUACAUGUCUUUACACUAAUGCACAGAGCAUGGGAAAUAAGCAAGACGAACUCCAACUCUUAGCACAGCACCACACAUGUCAUAGGCAUCACUGAAACCUGGUGGGAUGACUCCCAUCACUGGAAUUUAGCCAUUGAGGGCUCGGGCUGUGGCGCAGGCUGGAGAGCAGCUGCAAUGAAUCACUCUGACCAGGAGGUCAUGAGUUGAAGGCCCGCUCGGGGCCUAUGUUUGUUUGUCUUUGUUCUAUGUUAAAAGGCAUUGAAUGUUUGCCUAUAUGUGUAAUGUGAUCCGCACUGAGUCCCCUUCGGGGUGAGAAGGGCGGAAUAUAAAUGCUGUAAAUAAAUAAAAAUAAAUAUAACCUCUUUCACAGAAAUAGAACAAAGGGGAGAGGAGGGGGAGUAGCUUUAUAUGUCAAAAACAGUUACGUUGCAGAAGAAAUGCAAGACUGUAAUCCGGGAAACCAGCUUGAAAGCAUCUGGAUAAGAAUCAAGUGAACUCAAAAAGAUCUUGUUGUGGGUGUCUACUACAGACCUCUGAGUCAGGAUGAAGGACUUAAUGAAGCCUUCUGUCAACAGCUGACCAAACAGGCACAAAGAAGAGAUAUAGUAGUCAUGGGCGAUUUCAAUUAUUCCGAUAUUUGCUGGAAAACAAACUCGGCCAAGAGUACAAAGAGUACUCGGCCAACAAAUUCCUCACCUGCCUUGCAGACAAUUUUAUGGUCCAGAAGGUAGAAGAGGCAACAAGGUGAUUGGCUACUCUUGAUCUAAUCUUAACAAGUGUGGAAGACCUGAUCAAUACAGUCGAAGUGGCUGGAUCCUUAGGGGCAAGUGACCAUGUGCUCCUGCAGUUUGCAAUACAAAGGAAGGCUGAAACUAAGACAAGUCAAACAUGCGUUCUGGACUUUAAGAGAGAUGACUUCCAAAAAAUGAAGGAAUUACUGAGCGGCAUUCCAUGGACGCCAAUAUUAAAAGACAAGGGAGUUAAGGAUGGAUGGGAGUUUUUUAAAAGUGAAAUACUCAAGGCGCAAAUGCAAACAGUGCUAACAAAGAAGAAGAAAAAAGACAAGUGCAAAGAGGCCAGAAUGGAUGUCCAAAGAACUUCUAAAUGAGCUAAGACUCAAAAGUGACAUGCUCAAGAAGUGGAAAAGGGGAGAAAUCACCAAAGAAGAAUUCAAAAGUAUAGCCAACUCCUGUAGGGAAAGGUUCGCAAGGCUAAAGCGCAAAAUGAGCUCAGGCUUGCCACAGACAUAAAAAACAACAAAAAAGGCUUUUUUGCUUACAUUGGUAGAAAAAGGAAGAACAAAGAGGCGAUAGGGCCACUGCAAGGAGAAGAUGGAGUGAUGGUGACAAGGGACAGGGAAAAGGCAGAACUACUUAAUGCCUUCUUUGCCUCGGUCUUCUCACAAAAAGAAAGCCAUCUUCAACCUCAGCAACAUGGAAUGGACGAAGGUUUGGGGGAAAUACAACCCCAAAUAGGGAAACAAGUUGUCCAGGAACACCUGGCCGCUCUAAACCAAUUCAAGUCCCCAGGGCCAGAUCAGCUACAUCCAAGAGUAUUGAAGGAACUAGCAGAAGUUAUUUCAGAACCAAUGGCAAUUAUCUUUGAGAGUUCUUGGAGAACGGUAGAAGUCCCAGAAGAUUGGAGGAGGGCGAAUGUGGUCCCUAUCUUCAAGAAGGGAAAAAAGACCCAAACAAUUACCGUCCGGUCAGCCUCAUGUCGAUACCAGGCAAGAUUCUGGAAAAGAUCAUUAAGGAAGUGGUCUGCAAACACUUAGAAACAAAUGCGGUCAUUGCUAAUAGUCAACACGGAUUUACCAAAAACAAGUCAUGCCAGACUAAUCUGAUCUCUUUUUUCGAUAGUUACGAGUUGGGUCGAUACAGGGAACGCCCUGGAUGUAGCGUACCUGGACUUCAGUAAGGCCUUCGACAAAGUCCCCCACAACCUUCUGGCAAACAAACUAGUAAAAUGUGGGCUAGACAAAACUAUGGUUAGGUAGAUCUGUAAUUGGCUAAGCGAACGAACCCAAAGGGUGCUCACCAAUGCGUCGUCUUCAUCAUGGAAAGAAGUGACAAGUGGAGUGCCGCAGGGCUCUGUCCUGGGCCCGGUUCUGUUCAACAUCUUUAUUAACGACUUAGACGAAGGGUUAGAAGGCAUGAUCACCAAGUUUGCAGACGACACCAAACUGGGAGGGAUAGCUAACACUCCAGGACAGCAAGUUAAACAUGAGCCAACAAUGUGAUGCGGCAGCUAAAAAAGCCAACGGGAUUCUGGCCUGCAUAAAUAGGGGUAUAGCGUCUAGAUCCAGGGAAGCCAUGCCCCUCUAUUCUGCCUUGGUCAGACCACACCUGGAAUACUGUGUCCAAUUUUGGGCAUCGCAGUUGAAGGGAGAUGUUGACAAGCUGGAAAGCAUCCAGAGGAGGGCGAUUAAAAUGAUUAAGGGUCUGGAGUACAAGCCCUAUGAGGAGCGGCUUAAAGAGCUGGGCAUGUUUAGCCUGCAAAAGAGAAGGCUGAGAGGAGACAUGAUAGCCAUGUACAAAUAUGUGAGGGGAAGUCAUAGGGAGGAGGGAGCAAGCUUGUUUUCUGCUGCCCUGCAGACUAGGACACGGAACAAUGGCUUCAAAUUACAGGAAAGGAGAUUCCACCUGAACAUCAGGAAGAACUUCCUGACUGUGAGGGCUGUUCGACAGUGGAACUCUCUCCCCCGGGCUGUGGUGGAGGCUCCUUCUUUGGAGGCUUUUAAGGAGAGGCUGGAUGGCCAUAUGUCGGGUUGUAGUAGGAAGAGACCACAAGGGCUACCCAGUUCAAUAAUCUGCCAUGCAAGAAUAUACAAUCUGAGCACUCCUAAAAUAUGGCCAUCCAGCCUCUUUUUAAAUAUGUUAUGUUCUGGAAGCAGCUUAGGACUUCAUGUCCUCCAUGACAAUGUCCCAAAUAAUAUCGCAUGCAACCCUAGUUACCUAGUCUGUACUCAGUCUUCUUUGUGCUCCCUGUGCCUCACACAAUAGGACUUGUGUUUGUGGUGAGACCUCAUUGGAACUUUCUAAAGCUGAGCAGUAUUUACAUUCAGACUUCAGGAGUGGGGUACUACACUAUGAGACUGAUAGAUCUGUAUGGAUUUCUGAGGGCUCUUGAAACCUUGGCUCUUCUGUAGAAGGAAAAAAUGGCCAGAGCAGUGAACACAAUUGCAGCCUACUAUGAAGAAUUUGCACAACACAUUACAGAUAAAAUCAUUCAGAUGGAUGCUAAUUUGGAGGUUGUGAUGACUGCAGAUCCUGUAGACGUAACCUCAGUUUCUGCAGGUUAAGGAUAUAUUUCAGUUUGUGCAUCCUGGGGAUUGUAGACAAGAUCCUUGCAGUGAAAAAGCCACCACAUGGAUACUACCUGCAUAGCUCAUAAUAACAAACAGUGGGGGAAUGGGAAUGACUGAGAGGGUAAGAGAUGUGGUAAAUGCCUUAUUUCAGCACAGGGUUCCAUCCUACAAUAAAUAAUUACUGGUCAGUCUCCAAUAUCCCUUUUAAAAAGAGGUUUCUGAAGUGGUGGUGAUGUUUUCUCACAUUUAUUUAUUUAUUUAUUUAUUUAUUUAUUUAUUUAUUUAUUUAUUAGACUUGUAUACCGCUACUCCCAGUUUGGCUCGGAGCGGUUUACAGAAAUAGAUUAAAACAACACACUUAGCUUUAAAAUAACAAUAAGAACAAUAAAAACAACAAUAAAAGCAACAAUAAAAACAGACAUAGCCCCGAGUUUUUCACCCAUUGAAAACUUGAACAUCCAAGGGUUCAUAUUCUGGAUUUUCUAGUCCUGAUUGUGAGAUGGAAAUUCAAAACAUUUCUGAUCCCAAGCAUUUCAAAUACAGGAUAGUCAACCUUUAUUUUUAACAUACGUGGUAGGCUUUCCUGGGUCCUACAUUGGGAGAAAAGAUGGGAUGUAAAUUAAAUAUAUGUAUAUACAAAUGUGCCAACAUAAAGUGCUGAGUAUGUGUCUGGCUUUGGGACAGAUAGACAGACAGCCUCACCCAAGUGCUCUGUGUGUCCAUAUAACUAGUACGCAACUCCACGGGUCCAGAGAAGGCAUGGGCAAAAUGCUAGAUAGGCCUUUUGCCCUUGACACCCUGAAGCCAUGCACUAUAGCCAGUAAAGGGCAUGAAGUAGAGAUGUGUGCGGUAUUUGUCCUAUUUGUUUCAUCUGGGUUUCUGUUUUGUAUCAUCCCUUCAGAUGGCAAGAAACGGAAAGCCCCCCCCCCC
Anolis carolinensis (green anole) is the source of this 19110-nucleotide messenger RNA. RefSeq names its product cytoplasmic polyadenylation element-binding protein 2-like. Gene Ontology annotation, biological process: negative regulation of cytoplasmic translation. Gene Ontology annotation, molecular function: mRNA 3'-UTR binding; mRNA regulatory element binding translation repressor activity; translation factor activity, RNA binding. Lineage: Eukaryota; Metazoa; Chordata; Lepidosauria; Squamata; Anolidae. Gene Ontology annotation, cellular component: cytoplasm; nucleus; neuron projection. The transcript has 3 exons. The coding region runs from base 905 to 1885 and encodes 326 amino acids. The record is from RefSeq and is a predicted model, not a curated record.